AUGGCAGAGCUUCACGAUACCCUGGCAGGCUUGCGUGGCCUGUAUCAGGAUCUCUCUGCUGUGUCGGAAUCCUCAUUCAUCAACAUUGAACGGCUAGUUGUUGAACUGGAGUCGCAUAUCGAGGACUUCCGAAAACUCCUAGACAAGCCCGCCAAAAACAAUGCCAGUCGCCAGAAAGUCCUGACAGGUGAGUGCCGGACGCCUCAGUUUUCCACUCCGCCCGGAUACAAAUCUCCUAACCGGUAUCAUAACCAUACAGGAAAGAUAACGGUUGCCGAUAUCGAGUACUCAAUCAAUCAAGAUUUCCAGCAAGGCGCCCUCACGCUCGCUGAUGCCCUGGACAUCGAUGAAAUGGAGGCUGCGGCGAUGUUUAUCGCUGCCCAGGAAGACUCCCAAGUGCUCGAUCGACCCCCUCUCAUUGCAGCGAUUAUGCGCUUCCACGAACGCCGACACUUCGUCUUAGAAUGUUUGCGCCUGGUUCUCCGCGAGUCCUUCGAGGUGGAGCAUGAAGCGACCCAUGUCAUGAUGCAAGAAACGGUUUCUUUUGUCCUGGAUAUCAAGAACGGGGCCCCGAUGCACAAUGCAUCAUUGUUCGCUCGGAAAGCUAUGGAUUCCAUGGGAAGCAUUGAGAAAUGGCUAACGCUGCUAAGUGAGCAAGUCCAGAAGGCGUCGAUCGUUGGCCAGGAAGGCGACGCGGAUACCAUGGAGGCGAUUGAAUAUCAGCGCCGGAGCUUGCAGCAGCAGCACGAGUCUCUAGGCGCCAUUAUCUUCUACCUGUUCAAGUCGGCAUAUUUGAGCUCUGAGGAUCUUCGCAUUCUCGUCAACAUUUUGAAGAAGAUUGAGCGCUUCGACGGUUUGCUGAUCCACUACGUUCCCGUCGCCAUUGAGUCCUUUUCUCGCUACGGAUCCCCUGAGAACACUGGUGUUCCGCGUGAGGAAGCGCGCAGCCUACACACAGCCGUCACAACAGCCAGGGAUGGCCAGACAUGGAAAUUGCCCAACUUUCACGCUGCCAUCACUGCGCUGUGGCUGUCAGUCUACAGCGGAUGGUACUAUGAUGACAGUCCAAGCGCGCAGACAUCCGGAGUCGAUAUCGAGGCUGAGUCGAAGCAGUGGCAAAAGCAGUUUCUCACCAGUCUUGACGAAGGGGCUCUCGAUUUCCUGCUCGCAAUCUGCUCUAAUGUCAACAGUGAGGAGUGGGCUGAUCCAGCUCGCAGCGAGCUGGUUGCAUUGCUUCUGCGAGAAAGCGACAUUGCCCUCCCCGAAUCCGAUCUUUGCAGCAGUUUCAUGAAAGAGCUGUUGAUGGAAAGCUUCCAAGGCUUUGUCGAGUCGUGCAUCGCAAAUAUGCCGGACGCGAUCCGAAAGCUUAAGUCAGAGGAAGAUAGCCAGAGACUGGAUCAGCUCACGGCCCUUAGGGAAGGUUUGAGCUCCAGCCUUCACCGUGGUUUGGUAGAGGCACGAACCCACCUUGAAUCGUUGCUUAUGGUCAUUUCCUUUGCUUUCGAGCACCGCGAAGAAGCCGCCCAGGAAUUCUGGAGUGAUCCCGAUAGCAACAUGUACGGCUUUCUCCAAUGGGCUUCCAAGCGUCAGACAGUGCCCCGUGUGAGUGCCUUUUGUGAGAUGCUUUGCGCUAUCUCCGAGGGUGAAGAAAACGCCUUAGCCGCACAUAGAUUUUUGUCUGAGGAAGACAAAUUCAUGGGUUCCAAACUCAAGCGGUCUUCUACCAUGAACUGGACGCAGAUGUUCGCCGAGUUACAUCUUUAUGCCACUCGGGUUAAUGAGAAACCUUCUAGUGGCAACACCCAGCACUUGCGUGCACGCAAGCCAGACCCUGUUGAUAUGAACGAGCCUGAGAGCCCGGUCAUGCUCACCUGCUACCUACGACUGAUGGGGCACUUGUGCAAAAACAGCGCGGCUGUUCGAGACUGGAUGCUGCAAAACCAAACAUUCAAAGUUGUCGAAACCCUUCUGCACCUCUGCAGCGGACCGAUUCCAACUCACUUGAGGGCAACCACUUUCACAGCACUCUCUGCUUUGAUGGUCGACAAAAGCACCGUGUACGGCGAAUCUAUGUGGAAUUCUAUCGACAACUGGUUGUCAGCUGGGUCGUUAGCUGCAUCAGCCAUCGGCAAGGUCCCCGCUACUUCUGAAACCUCCGCCUCGAAUCAGCAGCAAUCUUUGCAGAAGAUUGGCGAGAGCUUCGAUCAGACGAAUGCGUUCGUCAUGCUUCUCAACUCACUGAUUGCCCCCGCCAACUCGACUGAAAAAUACCUUCCGCUCUCUUUCACUGACAAUCUGGGGUCUACGUAUCGCAUGGCUGGGAUUGAGCCUUACAUCGACUUUGUUCUGGGACACGCCCUGACCCGCAAGCCCCAGGAUGUCAAGGAAUACCAAUCGCGUUUGCUCAACUACAAUUGCCUGGAAUUCAUUUUGUCGAGCCUGAGAACCUUCAACGAAGAAUUUGUGACCGUCUUCAGUCAACCGACUCUUUCUGCGAUUGGAGCAACUACACUUGUCGACUAUGUUCGUUUGCAUCCAUUUACUCGUGUUAUGGAAUGGCUUUUCAAUGAGGACGUGCUCAAAGUCUUGUUCUCGACCAGUCAGCAAGACAUUUCCGAAGUCGCCCGCAUGUCUUCUGACUCGGUCCUGGUUCUGUCCUUGCUCCGCAGCGUUGAGGUAAUGAACCUGAUUGUUGACCUUCAGUCCACCUAUUUCAACAUCGUGAAGCCUUUGCUCAGGUCCCAUGUCACGGGUAAUAAGGCAAACGUUGCCAAUUCUUCACUUGCCUCGUUUGAGGACAGCGUCCUGAAUAAUUUGACACUGGUACCCGCACUCUGCCUUUAUUGUGGUACUGGGCACCAGCAACUCACUGUCACUUCGUUGGCUUUGCUGGAGAAGUUUACGAGUUCCCGUAAGCUAAACAGAAUGUCUUCACCAGAACUUACAAAGUGGCAAUCUUCGAAUAAGAUUGUUGAGGUACUAGCUAGCGAAGUAGACGUCGACAGCGUCUCUCGCUCUCUUGUUUCCAUGAUGGACCCAGACCCAAGAGAGUUGGAACAUGGCUCUGAAGCUGCCGGUUAUGUCAUUCGGGAAAGCUUGCUGGCCCUCUUGAACAGCUGCCUGAGCAUGAUCACGGAUCGGCCUACUGUUGCUCAUCUCCUUCUCGGGUUCAGUUCUAUUAGCAAUGUUCUUGACGUGCCAUCGGAGGGCUUGUUCGCCAAUCGGAUGUCUUUGCUGCACGCCAUCAUUGGUUUUCUGCAGGUUUAUCCAGACAAUAUGGAGGACAGCAUCAUGUCGUGGACAAUUCAUCUCAAGCGCAUGGCCUUUGAGGUCUUGAAGCAUCUCUGGUCCUCAAGGAUUGCCAGUUACUUCACCCUCGGCGAACUGCGGGUUCACAGGUUUUUAGCAAACAUGUUUGCCACCCAGCCUAUUAUUGGCCCUAAUACUCUCUGGGAUGGCUAUCCCAUAGCCUCCGAUCAAUUCUGGGUUACCCAUGGUACUUCGGCCUUGACAGAGUUCCUGCUAUACCGCAGCCAUCUCUUUGCGUAUGCUGCAACCGAAAUCCGCUCAGCGGCCAAGAUCGGAUCACCGACGCUCCAAGCCGAUAUUAUCGCGACCUUGCUCGGAUCCUCCGUUCUCGACGAUGGUCAAACAGUCAAUAAUCUGUCCGUAUUUGACUUGUUUGACUUCGCGGAUAUAGACGUCAGUCGUCACUUCGAGGCCCCUCAACUGCCUAUGCUUGCCAAGGUUGUAUCCGAAGUGUGGACUAAACAAGAGGAAACGUCGACUAUGUACAAUGUCGCCGAGCUGGAUCAACUGAUUCAAGCCCACAAAGAGCAUGUCUUCGGUGCAAACGCCCCUCGUCCCAAUGAAGAGGAACAGUUCCAAAUGGAGGCAGAGGCACUGAAAUUAGUCGUUCUUGCGAGAAAUCAGAGCCGUCAACUUCAACAGAACCGCCACCUCGCCCUGCGGUCCUGGACUGAGCUUAUCACCACGAUCGUUUCUUGCUCCAUCAUCGACGAAGCAAAUAGGCCGACAUUUGUUCUGCACGCCAUUCAAUUAGUCCUUCCCAAGCUCGAGGUCGCCAUUGAGGGAGAUUCUCCGGAGGCUAUCGAGCUGGCGCGAUUGGCCGAGACACUUAUCAGCAGGCUUGCUUCCGAUAUUGCCGCCGGCCCUGCUUCUCAAAGCGGAGACAUAAUCGACGAGAAGCUCCUCCAGCUUUUCCAAGUCUCGGCGCGAGGAAUCCUUUUGGCCUCGGGUAACGCCAACUUGCGGGAGGUGCUUUACAGUAUAGCUGCACAGUACCUCACCCGCAUCACGUCGCCCGACUCGGCACACGACAGCCUUAGACGUCACAGCCAGCAAGUCGUUAGAGCAGCAGGGCCAGGUCUUGUUGAAGUCAUCUGCGAUGAUGCUUAUACUGGUGAUGAGACUUCUCGUGCGGCGGCUCUUCUACUGUUGAAUUGUCUCGCAUCUUUGGACAACCAGACAGAGUGCUCUCUGGCCGAAGUUGUCUCACAGUCGAACUAUCUGAGUCUCUUUAUGGACGCGAUCCAGUCAAUCUCCCUUGAGUUGCGGAACGCUCAGGCAGCCGAUACCCCUGCCUUGCUGGAAUAUUACGAAUCACUGCUGGCACUUCUUCAACAGUUUGCUCAAACCAAGAAUGGUGCCAUUUCCGUUCUCAAAUCAGGCCUUUUCGAUUCUGUUCGCGAAUCUCAGCUGUUUGCUGCUGAUCCCGAUAUUGGCAUUGAUAUUGAUGACCCUGAUUCACUCCGCAAGUACUACGACCUUCUCUUGUCCCUGGUCCGCGUUAUUGUGUCUGCCGUCUUUUCUCGAGGCGUGCACAACGAACAAAUCAAGGUACAAACUCGUGUCUUCAUCGCCGAGAACCGAUCUUGCAUGGUGGGUAUUUUCAAGCGAUUUGCAAAGAUCGGUGGAAGCGGGGACGCUGGUCAUCACGAAGCUCUUUGUGAAUUGGUCAAGUCCUUCAUGGCUCUCGUGACUGCCACUGAGUAUUUGGAGGUAAGUGGUUAUGAACAUUGGUAA
This is a messenger RNA of Penicillium argentinense, 5046 nucleotides long. Its product is annotated as nuclear pore complex Nup192/Nup205 family protein. Gene Ontology annotation, cellular component: nuclear pore; nuclear pore inner ring. Gene Ontology annotation, biological process: nuclear pore organization. Gene Ontology annotation, molecular function: structural constituent of nuclear pore. NCBI's taxonomy places the organism in Eukaryota, Fungi, Ascomycota, Eurotiomycetes, Eurotiales, Aspergillaceae. The record is from RefSeq and is a predicted model, not a curated record. The transcript is spliced from 3 exons. Bases 1 to 5046 code for a protein of 1681 amino acids.